GAGCUGCGGCUUCUGGGAACCAGUGAGGCGCCCGGCUGCUGCCCGCAGUCAGAGGCCCCGGAGGACGAGGAAGAGGACGGCAGGUAAACGCCUGGGGUCCCUGCUGUGCUUGCUCUUCGCUGGCUGAUUUAUCUCACACCCAAGCCUCUUGAGGGACCCGCACCUUCACUUUUCAGUGUUGUCUCCGGAGAGGUUCUUGCAACCUAGAGAGAUUGGCUUCUGGCUGAUGAGUCUUCCCAGCCUUAAAGGUCACCUAAGGGACUCCGCAAAGACUUACGCAAAUACGUUCAGAAGUGGAGACACGCAGGCAGCUGAGAAGCAGAACAUUCAGGAAUUCUGAUUGGCCUCCUUCAAAGGUGUGUCCCUCCAGACAGUUUUUACAUUUACUUCUUUCUAACAGUCUCCUGCUCCUGGACGUGCACCACGCACCACGGUAACCAGAGGCCAUCACCAUGUCGAAGGACCAGAAUGGAACCUGGGAGAUGGAGAUCAAUGACAACUUUGAAGGCUACAUGAAGGCACUGGAUAUUGAUUUCGCCACCCGCAAGAUCGCAGUCCGCCUGACUCAGACCAAGAUCAUUCAGCAGGACGGCGAUAACUUCAAGACGAAAACCAACAGCACGUUCCGCAACUACGACCUGGAUUUCACCGUUGGAGUGGAGUUUGAGGAGCACACCAAGGGCCUGGACAACCGGACUGUGAAGUCGCUGAUCACCUGGGAAGGCAAUGUCCUCGUGUGUGUGCAGAAGGGGGAGAAGGAGAACCGCGGCUGGAGGCAGUGGGUUGAAGGGGACAAGCUGUACCUGGAUCUGACAUGCGGUGACCAGGUGUGCCAUCAAGUGUUCAAAAAGAAGUGAUGGCCAUGAGGGGCCUGCUCCACACUCCCAGUGAAGGGUUCUUCACCGGCUUUGAGACGAAGCCGUGGGGACCCUCCCACUCCUGACAGAGCCUGUUAAGACAUCUGGAUGGGUUUUACACGGAACGAAUGUGUACCAGUGACAAACAUAUUCUCCCUUCGUUGAA
Messenger RNA from Myotis lucifugus (little brown bat), 1023 nucleotides. RefSeq names its product retinol binding protein 2 (gene RBP2). The transcript is spliced from 6 exons. The record is from RefSeq and is a predicted model, not a curated record. Bases 453 to 857 code for a protein of 134 amino acids. Gene Ontology annotation, cellular component: nucleus; cytosol. Gene Ontology annotation, biological process: fatty acid transport. NCBI's taxonomy places the organism in Eukaryota, Metazoa, Chordata, Mammalia, Chiroptera, Vespertilionidae. Gene Ontology annotation, molecular function: fatty acid binding.